UUCACUAUUUUCGAUCGUAAAAUAAAAUAAAAAUUUUAGCAAAAUUGCAUGAGUAUGGACGAAGAAAGCGAAGCCUCCACGUUUCCGGUUGAAGAUUCAACAUCUGACAUUCCUGUCGAUUACCUAUUAUCAUUAUCAAGAACUGCUAAGGAAGCAGUUGAAAUAAGUCGCGCAGAAGUAACUUAUGAUGAUAUGCCAGAAUAUCGUGAUAAAUUACUAAAUAAAAAGAACUCAUAUACACAUUUUGCUCACAUUUAUUUUGAAAGAUAUACUAAAUUAAGUAAAAUUAUCAGAAAUAAAUGGAAGGAUUGUGAAGCAAAACACGUUAAUAAAAUAUUGAAUGUCAAACCUAAUGAAUUGUGCUAUCUUGUUGGAACUGUUUAUAUGGAAAUGCAAAAUAAGCCCAACAUUCUUGCUGAGCUAUCUAGAAAUAAUUGGGAGCCCGCCCCAAUUUUAAAAGAAAAAUAUUGUAGUCCUACAGAUGAAUUUUGGUUAGAUGAUGAUUCUGGUAGAAUAAAGAUUGUAGGUGAUAGAUUGAAGGAAGAAAUAAUUGUUUCAGGAAUUAUUAUGUCAGUUUUAGGAAAAGAAAAUUCUCAAGGAGAAUUCGAAGUAUCAGAUAUUUGUAUUGCCGGACUUCCCAAACAACCUGAACAACCUGAACAGAUUUAUCCAAGGAUACAGAUGAAUAUAGAUAGAGAUGAUGAUAAGUAUGUGGCAUUGAUAAGUGGACUGAACAUUGAUACGAGUGGUAUUUCGGAAACGCGAUUACAAAUAAUGAUGGAAUACUUUACUGGUGAACUGGGUUGUUUUCAUGAACAAAAAAAUAUAUCUUCAAAAAUUGCACGGAUAAUAAUUGCUGGUAAUAGCCUGGCUACCGCUAAACCAGUUCCUGAUGAAAGGAAGCAGAAAAAAUAUGGGUACGAUAAUUCAUUAUACGACGCGGAACCGCUCAAUAAUUUAGACAAUUUCCUAGAAAAAUUAUGUUCAUUAUUGCCCGUUCAUAUUAUGCCGGGACAAAAUGAUCCAGCUGAUUCAACAUUACCUCAACAACCGAUUCUUUCUAAUUUACUUCCUAAAGUUGGAACAAAUCCAAAUUUUCAUUCCGUUACUAAUCCUUAUUGGUGUAAAUUUGAUGAUGUCACGUUUCUUGGUACAUCUGGUCAAACUAUUGAUGAUAUAUACAAGUAUAUAGAAAUUGAGGAUAGACUUAUUAUUGCGGAGCGUACAUUACACUGGAGGCAUAUGGCACCCACCGCUCCCGACACACUCUGGUGUUAUCCAUUUAAAGAUGUUGAUCCUUUUAUAAUCGACCAAAUGCCUCAUGUAUAUUUUAUUGGUAACCAAAAAGAAUUUGCCACAAAAUUAGUAAAAGGAAUUGACCAACAAUGUACGCGAAUUAUUUUAUUACCAUCAUUUGCAGAAAGUGGAAUCGUAGUUUUUCUAAACUUGAAUAAUCUAAAAUGUCAUACUAUAUAUUUUCCUUCAACAUUCUUUUAAAAAGUAAAUUUUUGAUUAUAAUCGUGUACAUAAAAUCACAAAUUUGAUGAUCUCGACGAUCAAAGCCAAAAAAAUUAAUCUAUUAGCAUCUAACUAAAAAAGACUAUAUUAGUUUCUUCACGUGAUUUAUCAAAUACAAAAAAACUAUAGCGUACAAGAAAAUUCAUUAUUAUUAAAUUUUUCCCAUGUAAAAAAGAA
Messenger RNA from Rhizophagus irregularis DAOM 181602=DAOM 197198, 1695 nucleotides. RefSeq lists its product as uncharacterized. Gene Ontology annotation, cellular component: delta DNA polymerase complex. Gene Ontology annotation, biological process: DNA replication; DNA strand elongation involved in DNA replication. Gene Ontology annotation, molecular function: DNA binding. The record is from RefSeq and is a predicted model, not a curated record. Lineage: Eukaryota; Fungi; Glomeromycota; Glomeromycetes; Glomerales; Glomeraceae.